AUUGCGGUCUUAAAAUAUAUAAUUAUUGUCGAACGGCUAAUGGUGGGGAAUGUGUCUCCUUCGAUUGUAGUUGUCACGCAACCUCAUUAAUUUUAAUUUUUUGGCAGUCACUGCCCAAUACCCAUUGGUGUAUAGACUAUAAACGUAACGUAUGUAGAGGAUGGCGGACGCGAUUGGUGACAACAUUUACUGACCAGCCUGCUCUUAACGUGUUACAGUAGAAUCGGUAGAUCUCUCAUGACUGUAGUUCGUGGUGGUUUUGCUUGGCGGCGGCGGCGGGUACUCACGAUUGAUAACGCGGACCUCGGCUCCGGGUGGCCUGGAUAUCACUAAUCACUAUCAACGCGUAUCAUUUGUGUUUUGACCGGCGUCGACGAUGGCAGCAAUUGCGUCCAGCGUAGUCGUUCUCGACAGAGGAAACAACACAACAUGCACGAUCAACUUGCACGGUGCCACUGUGGUCUCUUGGAGGGUUAACAAUCAGGAACAGUUGUUCGUCAGUAAACUGGCUGUUUUUGAUGGUCAAAAAUCAAUUCGAGGAGGCAUUCCUAUAGUUUUCCCUCAUUUUGGACCUUGGGCUUAUGGACCUCUUCAUGGGUUUGCCAUGACAUGCAGAUGGAAUGUUGAAAAACAACCUGAACCAUUAGACAAUGGUGAUAUUGAAGCACUAUUUUCAUUAGUGGACAAUUCUAUUACAAAACAAAUGUGGAAUUAUAGUUUCAAAUUAGUGCUAAGAGUGAUAUUGAGAGAAAAAGAAUUACAAGUCAGCUUCAAUUUAUACAACUCAUCUCUAGAACCAUUUCAAUUUAACAUGCUUUUCCAUACGUAUCUAAAAGUACCAGAUGUUCGAAAGUGUAACAUAUCUGGUCUUCAAGGAUGCAUGUAUGUAGAUAAGACAAAGGAAAAUAGUGUGUAUCAAGAACCGAGAGAAAUGGUGACUGUAAAUCAUUGGACUGAUAGAAUCUAUCAAAAUACACAACAGGAACAUGUGAUUUCAAAUGUUGUAUCCGGAAGAAAAAUGAAAAUGAUUAAAUACAAUAUGCCAGAUACAGUUGUAUGGAACCCAUGGGAUGUAACAUCGAGUACAAUGAGUGACUUUGGUGAAGACGAAUAUCCAAAUAUGAUAUGUGUUGAAGCUGGCAUUGUGAUCACUCCAAUCACAUUGAAUCCAAAUAACACAUAUGAAGGCACAAUAAUUUUACAGGUUAUGUGAGUAGAGUCGGGAGCUGCUGUUGGCGGGGCGAGGUCUAAAGUACGUGGGGUCAAUGCACGCCAACGUUGCUCGCCAUUAUCCGCAGACAUUAAUAGAAACUCCGGCAGCUCCUAUUUUCAAUCACAGACAUCACCUGUUCAAACAAUGUUUAACAGACAACCAGCUGUAAAUCAUGGCUGGUUUACUUCCAUGAUGACUACGACUGAUUUUUUCAGUCCCCAACGUUAUCCAUCCAAUAACCCAGUACCACCCGUCCACCAUGAUUCAACGUGUGAUCAGCAUUCAUCGUGCACCAUAUGUUCUCUAAAUUUGUAAACAUUUUAUAAUCUUUAUAUAUUAGCUAUUAUUGUAUAUUACAUUAAUUUAUUUAGACAAAAUUCAUAUUUUUAAUAAUUAAUUUUAGUAGGUAAAUCUUUUUUUUUAGUCUAAACAUUAAAAAAUGUGCCUAAAAUUUAAUUUUUUUUUGAAAUUCCUUGAUUUAUAUUAUCAACACAUUUAAAAGUUAAAAACUAAAAUGUUUCUAACAAAAAUCAAAUUAAUAAAUGAGUUGAAUAUUAAAGUGUAAGAUUAUUUAAGUAAUAUUAGUUUUUUUUUUAUUAUUAUAAAUUAUCACUAUAUUAUGUCAAUAGUGUUAAUUUCACUCGUUAAAAAAUUGAAUAUCAUGUUCUUUAUUUAUAGUAUAAAAUAGAUCUGAUAUUGUUUUACACAUUUGUGUUUUGUUUAUAAUUUGUUAUUUUUUUUAUGAAAAAUCCAAUAUCUAAUUAUUGGAAUUAUAUAGAGUAGAAUAUUUAAUUAUAUUAAUUGAUUGCUCAACUCAAUAUACAAUAGUAAACUAUUACUAACCAAUUUUUAUUGUGAUUAUAGUUAGGGUGAAUUUAUAUUAUAUCUCAUAAUAAUUGAUCUGGUAAUAUUAUUCUGUAAUAUCAUUCCAUUUUAAUAAGUUUCAUUUUCAGUUAAAUUAUUGUCAAUUUUUUUUUUUUAUUAUAAUUUUUAUAUGUUUACUAUUUUAUUUAUAUUUCUGUGGAUGGACAUGUUAUUUCAAAUACUUUCAUUUGUGAUUUAUUAUGUUAGUAAAAACUAAAAAGUAUUUGGUUUAUGUAGUCAUACAAAAUUAAGUAAUGGCUAUAAUUGUAAUUUUUAUUUAUAGAAAACAUGACUAUUAAAAUGUUUAAAAUCAGAAUUUAAAGUAUUUAUUAUUAUUUUUUUCACUGCACUAAUAUCAAUUAGAUUUAAUUAAUAAUUACAUUUUUGAUACAUUUUUUUAUUAAAUUCUUCAUGUACCUAUAGAAGUGCUUUUCCAAACAUAAUUUUAGUCUGUGUUGUAAUUAUUGUGAUCAAUAUAGUGUCAAAAAUAUUGGUGUCACAAGUUGAUUUUAAUUGUAAUUUGUAAUAAAUAUUAUAAAAAUAAUAAGUUUUGUAAAAAUUAUAUGGAAUUUAUUAUAUUAAUUGUUUAAUUUAAUCUAAAGACAUUUAUUUUUAAAUAAAAUAACAAUCAAUAUAAUUUUUUUUUAUUCGUUAUAAUAUUAUUUUUUAAUGAUUAAGUCUUCCAAUGUAGGCAACCAUAGAAGAAUACAAUAAUAUAAAAUUGUGAUUAAUUUUAUAUAAAAGAUAAAAAAAAUAUAUAUAUCCUUAUUAUUUAACUAAUAAACUAUGGGUUUAAUGUGUUGUAUCUUAAAAGUAGAAAACCAAUUUUAUGAAUUUAAGUGUAGACUACAAUAAUAUUAUUGUAUUGUGAUUGUACAGUAAGUUAUUACUUAUUAGUAAUUAUUUGUUAUUUUUUGUUAUAAGUAAAUAAGUAAAACUGUUUUUUUUUUGUAUGUGUAUUAAAUAAAAUUGUAGUGAAGCCAAAAAUAAUUGACUGUUGGGUCUAAAUAUUAUUAUUUAUCAACAAUUAAAACAAAACAAAAAUUAUGGUGAUAAUUUAUGGUACCAUUUUAUUUAUUUUUCAUAUCAAAUAAUUUAAUUGAGUUAACUUUAUACCAUUGUGCUUUUAUUUACAUGUGUAAACAUGUAAAUUCUGUAUUGUAGAUCAAAAUCAUUAUUUGUAUGCAUAAUUGGUGGGUGGAUGGGUGGUGACUGGGUGAGUGUUUCUAUUUGAAUUUAAAAAUUGAAAUUUCUUCACUUUGAGAAUGAGUAACUUUUUUAAUUGGUUUCUGUGAUUACACAUACCUAUGUACCUACUACACAUUAGGCAAGUUGUUAAAGUUUAUCAUUAUAAUAGUAUAAAAAUAGUAUUUAUUUUCUUCUCUUGGUUUUUUCCGUGGUAUUUUUCUGCAAAUAAAUAUUAUAUUAAUCAA
Rhopalosiphum padi (bird cherry-oat aphid) is the source of this 3510-nucleotide messenger RNA. RefSeq lists its product as uncharacterized. The coding region runs from base 377 to 1213 and encodes 278 amino acids. Gene Ontology annotation, molecular function: carbohydrate binding; isomerase activity. Gene Ontology annotation, biological process: carbohydrate metabolic process. Lineage: Eukaryota; Metazoa; Arthropoda; Insecta; Hemiptera; Aphididae. The record is from RefSeq and is a predicted model, not a curated record. The transcript has 9 exons.